AUGGACCCCAGCAUGUUAAGGCUCGUGCCUCACUUUGGCUUGCGGAAAGUGCCACGCUAUUGGAUAGAGGAGAAGUUUGUCCUACGAGCUUAUACUCUUGGAAGAGAUCCGGCGAUCGAGCGACAUAAUGAGCUGAUAGAUCCAAUCGAGAUCCAUGCAGUAGGUAAGCAUAAUCUCUACCGCUGCACGAAUUAAGAUUGUACUGAUUGUGUGCAAGUGACAAGCUUCGACGACGCGACCCGUAUUCUCUUUCCUUCAUCCACCGGCUCAGACGCCAGCAUCAAGUCAAUCCAGACAGCUCUGGCCUCGCACGAGCACGUCGACUCGAGCCAGGAUGAUGUGUCAAGCGACUUGAUUGAACGCCCGUUUGCGCUUCAAGAAAUGAGACAUCGUUACACGCCAGCUCGUGUGCUUUUCUUAGAAUCGGCUACGAAAGUACGUCUGGUAGAACAUACUCUAGGGUUCUAUGGACGGGGAGUCCAUCUCGACGGCAUUGAAUGCGCCUAUGCGGCUCUCAGUUAUUGCUGGCGCGGGAAAGAAAGCUUCUUCUUGAGGAUGGCUUCGUACUCACAGUUCACGAGCGGCAUUCGCACCGCAGAGAUGCCGCCCACGAUACGGGAUGCUGUACAAGCCACUUAUCAACUAGGUCUCCGUAUGCUCUGGGUUGACUCUCUGUGCAUCAUACAAGACUCCGACGAAGACAAGCAGAUACAAAUAGCCGCAACGCACGACAUAUACUCAGGGGCCAAGUUCGUCAUCGCGGCAGCAGCAGCAGUGGAUAGCUCAAAUAACUUCCUCAUCGACCAAAAGGCACAUGCCAAGUCGCCGUGCUUCAUCAAUAUCUGUGGCAAACUUGACACGACUUGCGAACGGCUACCUGCCUCAGGCGCAGCGAUUUUCGCCAUGCCGACAAGAACUCAGGAACUCCUAUCUGGCGAUGAUGUCCAUCUCUCAAGAUUGCGAUCUCGAGGCUGGGUUUUCCAGGAAGAGCAAUUGGCAAAACGAAUCAUAUACUUCUGCGACAACGGCGUGAUCCUGCGAUGCAACUACUGUAGGAAAAGCGAAGUACAACCACUAUAUCCCACUGGAUCGAGACAAGACGUUCCACAUCCUUUCUGGCCUGAUCUGUCAUUUUCGUGGGCAAAAUUCCGGGCCGCAGGCGAUCCAACCACCCCCCUCGCCUUUUAUACACAUGACUCGGACGAGACGUUCUCGGAGACUUAUUCCAAUCUGCAGCGAGAGCUGUGGUGGCAAGCGGUCACAGAAUACACUCAGCGUUACCUUUCGCAGCCGACAGACAAGCUUCCUGCUUUAUCGGGCCUGGCUACUCGCUUCGAGAGAAAGAUUCACAGCCUUCAGAUGGCACACGGAGACUAUGACCGUAAUCCCGUCCGCUACUGGUGCGGCAUUUGGGUUGGCGAGUUUCUCGCCACUGGGCUCUUGUGGUAUGUUAGGGACGCAACAACACUGCGUCCCGUACCACGUGCUCCUUCGUUGAGCUGGGCAGCUGUAGACGGUAUUGUUGUCAAUGCUUCCCUAGAAGGGAACACGAACAGCAAAGCCUGUGGCAUCCGAGUGUUGCAAUGGCCGACAGAUCAUCUGCAGCAGCUUGUCGUUCGUGGCAUCAUGAAAGCUGCUACAUGGCACAGGCUACCAGAGGAUCAAAAGUUGUAUUACCUCGGGCGUAAUCGAUCACAAGCUCCGGAGAUUCGUCGCCACCAUGAUCUGGCACGGUACGUACCUCUCACAGAGGACUCGACACAAGGACCUGAGAUCAAUCUUCUCCGUGACGAGAACGCCCACGACAUAGGAUCUGUAAUCUGGGACUCGCUCGAUGGGCAUCCUGACGAGGGCUGUCAAAUACUAUGUCUCCGUAUCGUAGUAGAGCCAGCUACGAGAGCAGACAAAGAGGACUUCUCUGCACCCUGGGCCACCCGCGGCCUUGCUUUGGUACCAGUAGACACCGCACGGAACGUCUAUCGGAGAGCUGGCUAUAUUGAGCUGAAGAAGACCCUUGGGGGUCUCGCAUUUCCAAGCAGUCUGAGACCUGCAAGCCGGCGCGCCUUUCGAUAUCCAGAGCCAAAUAUCGAUGUAGCAGGAUUCUUCCGCAACUGUGAACCUACGACUAUUAUCCUAGUCUAA
Messenger RNA from Lecanosticta acicola, 2142 nucleotides. NCBI's taxonomy places the organism in Eukaryota, Fungi, Ascomycota, Dothideomycetes, Mycosphaerellales, Mycosphaerellaceae. The record is from the annotation of a GenBank genome assembly.